Messenger RNA from Medioppia subpectinata, 2094 nucleotides. Lineage: Eukaryota; Metazoa; Arthropoda; Arachnida; Sarcoptiformes; Oppiidae. The record is from the annotation of a GenBank genome assembly.
AAAAUGCCCGAAAAUAUUAUCAAAGAGUUUAACGCCGAGAAUGACAUUAAAGUCGCGGACAGGGAUGACAGCGCUCUACCUUCACCUCAAACCCCUGCCAUAGACCUGACCGCACAUACAGUGCGCUAUUGUUUUGAUAACAUUAUUACAAACGCCGGCUAUUAUGUGAAACAAACGCUAGGGCUGUCCACCCGUACCGGCACUGGUGUUAGUGAUAGUCUGGGCGGUGAGGGGGUGGAGGGAUCUGUUAGAGCAGAACCAGAGCAUCCAAUUGAGUCCAGUAUAGCGCCAGCACCCCCUGCGGUCAUACCUAUACAUACAGAUACACAUAUUCCUGAGCCAUUAGCGCCGGGCUCUCACCGCUCGGCGCCCAUCAACUAUCUGGACGUUGAACUCAAUCCAUACGAUUUUGCCACAACCGACAGCUCCCCAAACAUGCCAUACAUUACAUUUACGGCAUGUGUUGGCACCAUAUGUGUGACGUGCGUACGAUUUGCUGCCGGUGACUACCGGGCGGUCAAACGGUUGAUAGAGAUAUCGAGAGACAGUACGGGUGCCCGCAAUCCGGACACUAUGGUUGCACUUAUGGACAAAAGUGGUUUCAGUGGCUGGCAGUACAAGAAGUGUGUCAAUUACUUUUACAACGCUUUGUAUUUUUAUGAAAAGUGUUUGGCCAACUGUCCGAACCGGGAGACGGCGGUCACCGUUUACCCCCUGUUCACCGCAAUGCAUGCAUUUGUACCCUAUUAUCUCAUGACUGCCAAAGACUUUGCUAAACUCAAUGAACUAAAGCGUAUGUUUGACAAGAAAUGCGGCCAAUGUGUCACUACAAUCACCACCCCUACCGUCGCCCCUCUACCUACUUGUACAGCAGCCACUGAUGCCGAUACCAUAGCCCCUGUAGACCCCACACCUACCGGUUGUAGUGAACACAACCCGAUUGACUACUUGUGUCUACCGGUGACAGGCAGAAACUUUGUGACAAAUACUAGUUCCCCGCACUUGCCGUACAAGACCUCUAUUGUUAAAGUGAAAGGUGUGUGGUUUAGGACCGGGCACUUUGGGGCCGCCAACCACUUGGCUCUCAACCGACUGUUACGAUUGGUGGACAAACACCGGUCCACCGAUGGUAGGCCUAUGACCGAAACCGAGUGGGAACGGGUGGCUAUUGCUAUGCUUCGAGUCGGCGAUCACAAUAAACCCGAUGUAGUGUUUGACCCGAAACUGUGCCAAAACUAUGUGCAAAACGCACUCGACUUAUAUAAAAAGACAUUGGAGGUGUGCCCAAACAUGGAUAGGGCCGGCAUAGCGUUUCCCAUGUUUUAUACUUUACACGAGUUUAACCCGGAGUCAGUUGUAUCGGACGCCGAGUGCCGUGAAAUCAAACGUUUGCGUAAAUUAUUUGCGAAUAUGUGUAGGAUUUGUGGCACUUAUAUCGAGGACCAGCGGCCGGAGUCUUGUAAUACGGCACCGGUCAACACAUUUACCAGUAAUAUCCCUAACACAGCACUGGUAUGCAGUAAACUGAGUGGUGACCCGACAAUUGUAGCGCCGUUUGCAUUACCAGCGGCCAAAGCCAGUGCACCACCCAUUCAGACAAAUGUCUCGGACAUCGCGCCCGUAGGCCAUAAACUAGUUGCAACACUAGUGUCCACGGCGUCUGCACUGCCGGUCCCGUCAGUCACUGGCCCGCCCUAUAGACCGCCUAUGGAUUCCCAGCUCAGGCCUAUCACUGUGUCGACUAAGGUGAUUGUGACGUCCCCUGUCUACCCACCCAACCUCACUCUGGCGGGUAGAAACGACGUACACGAACUUUAUGUAAUGUGUGCCAAAAUCACCCACAGCGAUUUACUCGUUUUUACCCAUCUGUGCCGUUGUGUUGACGAAGCGAUUCAAAUGGUGAGUCCCUUUGAAGAGAACCAGGAGUUGUUUUGGUCGCACGUAUCGCAGCUUAUGCUGGACUCGGGCCACACAUUGACCCCGAAUAAGUCAUGCCAGUUUUUGUUUACCGUUCACGUGACCAAGUUUUAUAAGAUUUGCGGGCACUUCGGGUUUACGAUAAACACCGGUCCCGUUACCGGUAGUGCCAAAUAG